CUCCUUCAUUUUGUGUUUGCAGAACCUGCCGGCCCUGGGGGGCCUGAUUGGGGUCACCAAUGCCCGGCUGGGCACCAUCAAGACACGGUUUGAGGGCCUGUGCCUGCUCUCCCUGCUUGUGAGUGAGACUCCCACAGAGGCCUUCCAGCUGCACUGCCUGAGUUGGCUGCGCAGCCUGCAGCACUUGCUCCAGUCCCAGGACCCGGCCUCUACCAUGGCUCUGGGGGUGGCUGUGCUGCGUGACCUGCUACACUACUCUUGCCAGCUGCCUGAGCUGGCCCGGGACAUUGGCACCAACCACAUCCCUGGGCUCCUCACAUCUUUGCUGGCCCUCAAACCUGAGUGCCAGGUCUCAGCUUUGGAAGGCAUCAAGGCCUGCAUGACCUUUUACCCACGGGCCUGUGGCUCUCUCCGGGGCAAACUGGCUGCCUAUUUCCUGUCCCAUGUGGACUCGGAUUCGCCUCAGCUGCAGCAGCUGGCAUGUGAAUGCUAUGCCCUGCUGCCCUCACUGGGUGCUGGCUUCACUCAGGGGCUGAAGCAUAGGGAGUGCUGGGAGCAGGAGCUGCACGCCCUGCUGGCCACGCUGCACAGCCUGCUGGGAAACCUUUAUGAGGCUGCCGAGACCGAGCCCCUGCCCUACGAGGGCCCAGGGCUGGAGUUGCUGCUGCCGCCGGCACCACCCGAUGGGGAGACCAGUUUCGUCCUGAACCUCUGCAACCGCUUCUCUGGCCUGGCUAAGUGCCUGCAACUUAUGCUCAGCUGUGAAUUUGUGGCCCCCGUGACAGUUCCGGUCCAAGAUGUUCUGGAUCUUGUGUGCCGGGCUCUGAACAUCUCCGUCAAGAACAUGAGCUGGUUUGGCGACGGCCCCCUGAAAAUGUUGCUGUUGCCUUCUGUCCACCUGGAGGUCCUAGAUGUGCUGGCAGCCCUGAUCUUGGCGUGUGGGGCACGGCUGGCGCGCUGGGGCAGUGUUCUGGGCCGGCUCUUCCCCCAAGUGCUGGGCACGUGGAGCGGUUGCAGGGAGGCGGUACCACUGGGCCAGGAGAAGCCCUACAGCGCCGUGCGCACCCGGCUGUACCAGGUGCUGGAGUUGUGGGUGCAGGUGGGCGGGGCUGGUGCGGGGGUGCUGCAGGGCCCCUCCCAUCGCAGCGAGGCGCUUCUGGCCCACCUGCUCGGUGACAUCGCACCUCCCAUGGACAGCAUCAAGCUGAAAGUGGGGCGGCCAGGCUCGGAGGGGAAGCCCAGUGCACCCAAGAAGCCAAAGCUCUCUGAGGGAGGUGAGGCCCCAUCCCUCCACCGCAAGCAGGACUCCAUGGCCAAUAGCGAUGUGUGCAGAGCUGCCUUUGCUGAACCCCUGGUGAAGGAGGAGACCCACAAGAAGCUGCAAGAGCUGGUGGUGCCGUUGUUACUCCGUCUGGCACAGGGUGAUGUGUCCCCAGUAGGCCCCUACACCAGCCCAGCCUGUCGCCACCAGCUCUAUCGCCUGCUCUUGGCGCUGCUGCUGGCACCUGCGCCUGCUUGCCCCCCGCCUCUGCAGUGCGCCUUGCGGGCCUUUGCCCUGGGCCAGCGGGAUCCCAGUCUGCAGGUGUCGUCCUUCUGCGCCGAAGCUCUGGUGACCUGCAGUGCCCUGGCGCGCCCCCGUGUACCCUCUCUGCAACUACCCCUGCAAGGCCCUGCCCCCUCUGCUGGCCCUGCCCCCUCUGAGGUGGCUGCUUCCCCCUUCCACCAGGUCCCCCCCUUUCCUGCUCCAAUUCCCGCCCGCCCCCCACCUGCCACCAACCCACUCCCACUCCCCAGCACUGAGGCAGCCCCCAGCCUGGGGGAGGAGAACCCAGCUGUGAUCAACAUCAACAGCAGUGAAGAGGAGGAGGAGGAGGAGGAAUUCCCCGAGGAGGAGGAGGAAGAGGAGGAGGAGGAGGAAGAGGAGUAUUUUGAUGAGGAGGACGAGGACUUUGAGGAAGAGGAGGAGGAAGAGUUUGAGGAGGAGGAAGAGCUGGAAGAAGAGGAGGAGUACGAGGAGGAGGAGGAGGAGGAAGGCCUGUCCGAAGAUGAAGAGGAGGAGGAGGGGGCCCUUUCAGAGGAGGAGCAGCCACCCCCUGCUGCCCAGGAGCUGCCGGAGGCCCCCAGGGAACCAGAUGACCUUAUCAUGGAGGUGGAGGAGAGCCAGGCAGCUGAGCUGCCACCUCCUGAGGAGGAGGAGGAGGAGGAAGAGGAGGAGGUGAUGGUGAUGAAGGCUAGCUCCCCACCAGCCUCCCAGCUGCAGCAGGAGGAGGGGAAGGAACUGCCACUUGCUCCACCUACUCCACCCCCAAGGGCCAGCCCCCUCCCGGCCCCUCCUCCUUGCCAGGAGGAAAUGGGGGAGGAGCCACCACUGCUGGAUGACCCGCCCCCAGUUCUGGAGGCAGAGCAGCUCUCAAGAGAAGAAGGAAUGUCCCCUGGCAUGGAGCAAGGAGAUGGUGCUGGCGAGGGGCUGGAGGGUGGCCAGGAGACCCAGCCCAGUCUUGAGCAGGAGCAGCUGGCUGUGGCUGGGAAGGAAGAGGCAGAAGUGGAUGAGACGGCGACCAUGCUGGCUGACUUCAUUGACUGCCCCCCCGAUGAUGAGAAGGGGCCCCCUGAACCCAGCCCCUAG
Messenger RNA from Pelodiscus sinensis (Chinese soft-shelled turtle), 2626 nucleotides. The record is from RefSeq and is a predicted model, not a curated record. NCBI's taxonomy places the organism in Eukaryota, Metazoa, Chordata, Testudines, Trionychidae.